Nipponia nippon (crested ibis) is the source of this 710-nucleotide messenger RNA. The record is from RefSeq and is a predicted model, not a curated record. NCBI's taxonomy places the organism in Eukaryota, Metazoa, Chordata, Aves, Pelecaniformes, Threskiornithidae.
UUCAGCCGCAAGAUGAAAUCGAAGUUGAAGAUGGGUUUAAACAGUACGAUGUGAUUAGUGCAUUAGAUAUGGAAGCUAUGAUGAGUACCAUCAACGCUUGGAUAAAAAACCCAGUCAAGUUUGAACGUUCUCAUGGGAUCAACAACACGCUGGAUGCCCAGAUCUUGGAAGAUAAGGAGGGAGGAGAUGAGAGAGUCCACAUUCUUAUUGUUGAAGGCUUCCUACUUUACACCUACAGGCCACUGAUUGACGUAUUCCACCAUCGGUACUUUCUUUCCAUUCCAUAUGAAGAGUGUAAAAGGAGAAGGAGUUCAAGGAAUUACACUGUACCAGAUCCACCUGGAUUGUUUGAUGGCCACGUUUGGCCUAUGUACGUAAAGCACAGGAAGAUAAUGGAAGAUCUUGGAGUUGAUGUGGUGCACUUGAAUGGAACAAAAUCAAAGGAGGAACUGUUUAACGACGUGUAUGGACAGAUCCAGAAUAAGAUUGAAGAAUUACUUAACAUGCAGAAAUAAGCUGCUGAUGAUGAUUCUUGUGGGUGAAGAUGAUUCCUGUUUGCUCUGCGCUGUCUACCUGACUGCCACUAAAGUUCCAGCUUCUGUGAAGACUCUCAACUCUUAAAUCCGACUUUGCUCAAUCUUCCCUUGAAACUGAGUUAUAUAUGGUCAUAAUUAAAAAGCACUUCCCCCUUCCCUUGUCUGUCAUCUUAA